AUGGCCUACUGCGUCCAAACCGAAGCAGCCCGGGUGCUGGCCGAGCGCCUCCUCAACGGCACAGCCAUUGACGUGCCGGACUCCUUCAAAGAAGCAGCAAAGAGAGUCAGAUUCAUUGGCGACAGCGCACCGUUCAUCCCAACACCCCUCCGGAUCACCGAGUCCAGCUCCGCGCUCAAUGCCUACGUUGCCGCCAUCGCCAGUGCAAUCUCCAAGGACCGAUAUGGAAUCGACUACCAGGAUAUCACCGUCAACACAGACGUGGCAUCCCUGUUCCUGAUGUCGAUCAUCCUGCCCACCGUCGGCGCCAAACGGACGCCCGCGCUGCAGCACCCGACCGUCACCAAGGAGCUCGCCAAGGGCGAUCUCUACCAGACGCAGAAGCCGAUCCAUCAGCAGUGCACGAAUGUCUAUCAGACCAAGGACGGGCGCUGGUUCCAUCUGCAUGGGUCGAUGAACGCCGGCCAUACUAUGAAGAUGGUUGGCGUUGCGGAGCAGGAUGUCACCCAUGAGGAGGCGCAGAGGAUCUAUAUGGACAAGGUCGCGCAGUGGGAUUCAGAGGAGAUUGAUCGCGUUGCGAACGAGGAGUAUAAGCAGGCGGGUGUGAUUUGCAAUACCCCGGAUGAGUUCUUCGCGAGUGAGCAUGGCCAAACCAUGGCCAAGGAGCCUCUUUACACACUCAAACCGCGUUCCGCGCCUCGAAAAGCCUGGCCAGAGGCCAAGGACCCCUCUCGCCCGCUGGCCGGCAUCAAAGUCAUCGACUUCUCGCGCGUUAUUGCCGCCCCGGUCGUCUCCAAGAUCCUCGCCGUCCUCGGCGCUGAAGUCCUCAAAGUGACGUGGGAGGGUCUGCCAGAUAUCGCAGCGACCUGGGUUGAGCUGAGCACGGGCAAACGCGACACAAACCUCAACCUGAAGAGCGAGGAAGGCCGCAAGAAGUUUGCGGAACUUGUCAAGGCUGCUGAUGUCUUGGUUGACGGGUAUAGGCCCGGGGUGCUGGGGAGGCUAGGCUUCGACGCAGACUCGCUGCGAGAGAUCAACCCUAGCUUGAUCUAUGCACGAGAGAACUGCUACGGCUGGAAGGGGCCGCUGUCGCAUCGCUCCGGAUGGCAGCAGAUCAGCGACUGCCUUGUGGGGAUCUCGUGGAUGCAGGGCAAGUUCCUGGGACUGGACGAGCCCGUUGUCCCUCUGCUGCCAAACUCCGACUACCAAAUGGGCCUCGUCGGCGCAGCAGCCGUAUCCCACGCCCUGCUCCUCCGGACGCAGCAAGGCACCACCUUCGACAUUGACGUCUCGCUGACCCAGUACAACAUCUGGUACUACAGGCUCGGCGAGCAGACACCGGAGGUAAAGCAGGCGCUCCGCGAGCAGCACGGGGACUUGCACCUGCGGCAUUACGACGAGAUGAACAGCCUGAUUGCCAAGACGUUCGCCAGCCUGAAGAAGGCCAAGCCCGGCCUCUUCCAGCGCCCGGAGGACUUUGAUACCAUGCGCGGGGAGGAGUGGGGUCUCGAUGAGGAUAUCCAUAUCCUCACGACGCCAUUCAAGCUCGGCAGGUCGGAGCUCAAGUACGAUGUCCCUUCUGGGCGGAGGGGCCGGUCGGAGGCGAGGUGGUUGACCGAGGAGGAAGGACGUUAG
Messenger RNA from Aspergillus mulundensis, 1635 nucleotides. RefSeq lists its product as uncharacterized. The record is from RefSeq and is a predicted model, not a curated record. The coding region runs from base 1 to 1635 and encodes 544 amino acids. NCBI's taxonomy places the organism in Eukaryota, Fungi, Ascomycota, Eurotiomycetes, Eurotiales, Aspergillaceae. Gene Ontology annotation, molecular function: catalytic activity. The transcript has 4 exons.